UAAUGCACAUAGAAAAAUAACCAAACUGAGAAGUUGGGAGAAUUUAAGAGCUUUGAAAGUCCAGUCAUAGCUCACUUUCAUGGCCUCCACCACCAUGGAACAUGCCCGUCGAAGAGAUGAAUCAGAGUUCAAUUUGAGAGAAUGGGACCUCAAGGCCCGUCGUAUCAGUCGCGAGAACACUCUUUCCAGAAGGUUUUCAGCAUCGAAUAUCAGAAGCUUCAGAGAAGACACAAGGUCUUUUAGAUCAAACUUAACUAUUUCAAGCACUGCUUCUUCACCUGGCUACACCUUAAAAGAUGAAAUUGACCCUUCAACAUAUUCAUUUACCACUGCCCUUAAAGCAUUGCAGGCAAGGUCGGGCUAUUAUAGUUGGGAGUGCUUAUCUCCAGACGGAUUUGCUUUGAACUCCAAGUGGAAUGAAGCAGAAAAGUAUAUAUGCAACCCAUUAUCAGGCGAGGUUCCAAUGGAGUGUUUGUCUGCUAAAACACUAAGUGGAAGAUCAUUUCGUAACUUAACAAACAGAAUCACCAUGUCUGCGCCUCUAAUUCACCCUUCCCAUUCACGACAACGCCAAACAAAGCCUUCAACUUCUGAGCAAGAAGGUUUAGUUCUCCAAUUACCAAUUCCAGAAAAGAGAACAGAGGGUACGACAAGAGAUGUAGGGACUCAAAGCACACCGCCUGAUCUUAGUUCAAGCAGUCCUAGCCCUGUUUCGACCCCUUCCAUCAUAGAGAGAUCAAUAAACCGAUAUGGGCUGGAAGGUGCUGAUUCACCUCAUUCGAAUGCAAAAAUAACAGCCAAGCAAGAGGUGGAAGUGAAAGAAACAAGAGCCAAAGAAGAAACGAAAGGAGAAGAGGAAGAGGAGGAGAAAAAGAAGAAAGAAGGGCAAAUGAGCAGGCAAGCUGGGUGCUUGUCAUGGAUGAUAAAGAAAAGGCAGAGAGAAAAACAGAAAACAAGAACGUAUAAUACCUGUCUAACACAUCUCAAAGGGUGCUAAAGAAAUGGCUCAAAAAUGGUAAGAUAAUAAUCUGACGAGGGAGGGGAGAUUUUCUUUCCUCUGUCUCUAUUUCAGGAUUUAGCAGAGUCGAUGAAGGUGACUGAUAGGAAAAAAGAUUGAUCGCUCAUGUGGAGGGAUGAUUGAUGGGGUCUAAGAUGGUUGUUUUCUCUUUGGGUUUUUUUGGUUGCUGUGUUCUGUUUUUGCUAUGGUUAAGAUGCGCUGACAGCUUUGGAUUCACGUGCAUGCUGUUGUUUC
Juglans microcarpa x Juglans regia is the source of this 1252-nucleotide messenger RNA. RefSeq lists its product as uncharacterized. The coding region runs from base 80 to 997 and encodes 305 amino acids. The record is from RefSeq and is a predicted model, not a curated record. The transcript has 5 exons. Lineage: Eukaryota; Viridiplantae; Streptophyta; Magnoliopsida; Fagales; Juglandaceae.